Drosophila busckii is the source of this 375-nucleotide messenger RNA. Its product is annotated as small integral membrane protein 12-A. The transcript has 2 exons. Lineage: Eukaryota; Metazoa; Arthropoda; Insecta; Diptera; Drosophilidae. The record is from RefSeq and is a predicted model, not a curated record. Bases 78 to 344 code for a protein of 88 amino acids.
CAUACAAUAACAUCACAUUUGUUUUGAUUCUGACUAGCUAAAAAAUAAAAAUAAACAGAAAUUAAUAAUUUGCCAAAAUGUGGCCCAUUGUAAUGGCACUUUUGAGGCGCAACGCCGUUUAUAUUACAUUACCAAUUGCAGGAGUUGUCGGCUUUAUUGGCUACAAUCUGGAGAGCAUGUUAUCUGACAAAUACACACCGUACAGCCCUUCCAUACAAGAGGUGCGUGCAAAUCGACUUACUGAUGACAAGUUCAUUGAGAAUGCCGCUAAUGUGGAGAAGUUACACUUGAAUAGUUCGGUGCUGCAACGCAACCUGUCGCCUUCAUUACAGCCAAAAGCUUAAGCAUGGCUAACAGGAAUUUGUGUUAUAUAAU